UUCGUUCCCUCGUCGUGGGUGUGGUCGUUCAUGCUUGGGUGUAUGAGAUCGGCCUUCUCUAGGACUUAUCCCCUGCUACUCUCCCGUUGUAAGGUCCGUGCGACAGCAGCAGUAAUGGCGACCGAGAGACCUCAAGUGGUCUUCGUUCUAGGAGGCCCUGGAGCUGGGAAAGGAACCCAGUGCGAAAAAAUAGUAAAGGAGUUUGGGUUUGUUCAUCUGUCGGCGGGAGACCUCCUGCGACAGGAGAGAGACAGCGGAUCAGAGAACGGAGAUCUGAUAGAGAGCUGCAUGAAGAACGGUCUGAUAGUGCCCGUGGAGAUCACCAUAGCACUGCUGGGGAAAGCCAUGGAGAGGAUCGGAGCAAAGAAGUUCCUCAUCGAUGGAUUCCCGAGGAAUGAGGACAAUCUGGACGGUUGGGAGAGGGAGAUGACAGAGGACAAGUGCGACGUCAAGUUUGUCCUCUUUUUCGACUGCCCGGAGGACGUGUGUAUUGAAAGAGCUAUAAAGAGAGCGGAGAGCAGUGGAGCUAUGGCCAGAUCAGACGACAACUUGGAGUCUCUCAAAAAGAGGUUCCGGACCUACACUUCACACACUAUGCCUAUUAUUGAACGCUACGAGAAGAAGGGAAUGGUGCGAAAGGUAUCUGGGGUCCCCCCUCCUGACGAGGUUUUUGAAGAAGUUAAGAAAGUUCUCAAAGAUCUUUAGUCUCCUUAGUUCUAGUUUUUUAAGACUGUUUUUUAAGACUGUUUUUGGUGUACAUAUAAUAUAGGUCUAUUAUGAUCGUUAGAAAAUACGUUGCCAAGUUUGAAAAAAUCUCUGCAGAAGACACACAAUACACAUUGAAAUAAUUACACACGGCAGAUGAGGUGGCCGAUAGAGAUUUAGGCACAAUCACGAGCUUUCGUCUUCACUCUCCUCCAAGCCGUCUAUAUAGACAUACGGUAAGAUAUUCACCGCAAAACUGUCCUCGUGGAUGAUAGGAUCGGUCCAUCUUUGCCAGACACUGUCCGUUCCAAAGUCGCCUCGAGCACUCACUGCGACUGACUGGGUCUGUUUUACUGGAGUGGACCCAUCGUCACUGUUCAAGUCAGUUCCAACACUAGGUUUGUCUGUGGUGGGCGUGUCCAGUUGGGAUACAGUAGAGCUCAGAUUGAUCCCAGCCUGUCUUUGCAGCAAACGUCGAUCGAUGCUGACUAUGAGACUCACAGGUUCUGUCACUAUCUCUCCUAGUCUAUCUCUGUCAGUUGGUCCCAGAGCUAGAUAUGAAGGGGGAGGAGAUUUUGUAGUGCUGUCGGUCUCAGCUAUAGAAUCAGCAGACUCGGUAACAUCCACAUGGACGCCAUUUGCGUGUGCGACGAGUUGUGAAUCGGCAGUAGGAAUGGGUACAGGUCUACCCUCUCUGCUGGAAGUGUCAUUAGGAGUUCUGAGAGUUGGUUCAUCUGAUGCGACCACAGAUGGUCUGGAAACACUGACAUGCUCCAGAGGGAUCCUCACAACCAAAUUCCUGGCCACAGAGUGCAGUGGGAAUCGAACUUGAAGAGAUGCAGGUGCAGUCGUCCGUUCUUCACUGGCAGGGGAAGUCUCCACAGUGUGAACUGGCUUUGUGGUGAGUUUGGAGGGUAGCUUUCCAGUAGGAGGAUGAGGAUAAGAGUGGAGUGAGGGGGAUUUGCUGGUAGAACGUGCAGGAGAAGGUGACUGAGAAGAAGUUGGUGGUGGUGUGGGGGAGGGUGUUGUUUGUUGAGUGGGCACAGAGGAAGAGGAAGAGGAUGUGGAAGUGGAGAGAGAGGACUUCUGGGGUGGAUGUUGAGGAGGGAACUUGCUCAAUCUGUGCAGAGCCCUCUUCCUGUUCAUGGCAGGGUUGGCAGACGAGGGGCGAGCAGGUGGGGGCAGGGGGAGCGUUUGCGAGGAAGUUUGUAAGGGUGCACUGGAUUGAGGGGGUGCAGGUGGUGUGUUGGUUGUGAGAAUUGCAGGUGAUGUUGUGUGCGUGGUGCCCAGGGGAGCAGGAGAGGGUGUGACUAACGCAGAGAGGAGUGGAGGAGGUGUGGUACGUGAGGGUACACCAUUGGGAGUGGUUGGUGACUGCUGGGCCAAACUCCGCCAUUGAAUCACUAGUGUCUUCAUUCUCUUGGCAAGAGACUUAUCAGGGAUGGCUCGCCGGACCUGGUUGAUGUACUUGCCCAGUCUCGUACUCUGAAACACAAGUCAACGUGUUCAGAAGACAAAGAUGUAGUGCUACAUACUCCAAAUCAUGCCCACCACACUAAAAUUGUCUAUCCCCGCAGCGUAUCACGCUUGAGCCCACCUUUAGGUCGUUGAGAUCCUUGGAGCUAACGGGGGAGCGCUCCAACGCUGCCACUACUUCCUUCACAACACCCAUAUCGAGAACCUAAGCGGUGGAGGAGAGAAAACAAAAUGGCGGGCGGUCACGAGGUCACGCGUAACAACCGCUUUUGCUAGCAAUCGGCGCCAUCCGCGGCUUUUCGAGUGCAGCAGAGGGGCUCACAUUUCCCUGAGAGUCGAUGGCUUUGCGAAACAUGGACGCUAGCUCCUGGACGGUGCCGGGCAUGGCAUUGUUUCUCCACCGACUCUCCGAGCCCCCCAAGGUCCACGGUGACGCGCCACAUUCUGCUCCCGCCGCCGACACGAACCUGUGACGUUACGCACGGAGCUUUAUACUAGUGACGUCAUACGUUGUCGUUUUGACGGGUAAUGUGAAAUUCCAAGUAAAGCCCACCCGAGUGUUUUCCCGGGAGCUGCGAAUGGAGCGGAGACUGAGACGGGAAGAGAGAGAGAUACGACGAGAGGCCAGAAACGACGCCCGACAUGGUCACUACGGGGAGGCGUCUCAUUUGAGACACGAGGCUCGGAUGGUCCACCAUGAGAGAGAGCACCUCUUGCACCACCAUCACCACAAUCACCACGGUCUCCCUACACACCCUCACCACCAUCACCAUCAUCACCGCCCACCCUCUGCCUACAGUGGGUGCUGCACUAUACUCUGACUGAGAUCACAUGAGAGCAGGAAAAUCCAUUGAAUUUCCUCUCGAAAAACUGUUUACCCUGAUCCCCAAUCACAUGGGGUUUUAAACUGAAGUGUGUGUUUUGUAACAAUAUUGUUGUUAUGUGUGAAAACGAGCACUCAGCAG
Molecule: messenger RNA, 3146 nt
Organism: Geodia barretti
Lineage: Eukaryota; Metazoa; Porifera; Demospongiae; Tetractinellida; Geodiidae
Source: the annotation of a GenBank genome assembly